CACAGCAGAGAGCGCUGGGAGCCAGAGGGGAGCGCAGCGAGUCCUGGCCUGGGGUCGUGCAGUCCAGGGGGCUGGAUGGCAUGCUGGACCCAAGCUCAGCGCAGUGUCCGGGCCCAAUAACGGCUUUUCCAAGGGAGCAGCUUUCUGUCCUGGCCACACUGAGGUGCAUAGCGUAAUGUCCAUGUUGUUCUACACUCUGAUCACAGCUCUUCUGAUCGGCAUACAGGCAGAACCGCACACCGAGAGCAAUGUCCCAGCAGGACACGCCAUCCCCCAAGCCCACUGGACUAAACUUCAGCAUUCCCUUGACACAGCCCUCCGCAGAGCCCACAGUGCCCCAGCUGGGGCGAUAGCCGCCAGGGUGGCAGGGCAGACCCGCAACAUCACUGUGGACCCCAAACUUUUUAAAAAGCGGCGACUGCGUUCACCCCGAGUGCUGUUUAGCACCCAGCCCCCGCCUGUGGCCGCAGACACUCAGGAUCCGGACUUGGAGGCCAGCGGCGCUGCCUCCUUCAACAGGACUCACAGGAGCAAGCGGUCGUCAUCCCACCCCGUUUUCCACCGGGGGGAGUUCUCGGUGUGCGACAGCGUCAGCGUGUGGGUGGGGGACAAGACCACUGCCACGGACAUCAAGGGCAAGGAGGUGAUGGUGUUGGGAGAGGUGAAUAUCAACAACAGCGUGUUUAAACAGUACUUUUUUGAGACCAAGUGCCGGGAUCCCAAUCCUGUGGACAGCGGGUGCCGGGGCAUCGACUCAAAGCACUGGAACUCAUAUUGUACCACAACCCACACCUUCGUCAAGGCGCUGACCAUGGACGGCAAGCAGGCUGCCUGGCGGUUUAUCCGAAUCGAUACGGCCUGCGUGUGCGUGCUCAGCAGGAAGGCGGGGAGAAGAGCCUGACCUGCAAGCCAGCCCCCACCUCCCCCAGCUCCCCACCCACACUCUCCUGCGCCCCUCCCUACCUCAGCCUGUAAAUUAUUUUAAAUUAUAAGGACUGCAUGGUAAUUUAUAGUUUAUACAGUUUUAAAAAUCAUUAUUUAUUAAAUUUUUGGAAGCA
Phacochoerus africanus (Common warthog) is the source of this 1058-nucleotide messenger RNA. RefSeq names its product nerve growth factor (gene NGF). Gene Ontology annotation, molecular function: nerve growth factor receptor binding; growth factor activity. The transcript has 3 exons. The coding region runs from base 176 to 901 and encodes 241 amino acids. The record is from RefSeq and is a predicted model, not a curated record. NCBI's taxonomy places the organism in Eukaryota, Metazoa, Chordata, Mammalia, Artiodactyla, Suidae. Gene Ontology annotation, biological process: regulation of neuron differentiation; positive regulation of collateral sprouting; neuron projection morphogenesis.